CUGCAUGUUGUAUACUAGCGCGAGGUUCAAGAGAAGAGACGUUCAAGAAAGAUGAAGAAGAGUCACGAAUGACUACCUGAAUGCCACGUCCUCGUAUUCUUUUCCUGCAAAGUUCAAAUUCUACGACACAUAUCUUCGCCUCUCUCAACAGUUUCAGCAAAUCAGUUCUCUACAUCGUCAUUGAAGACUGGGGCAUCGAGCCCCUCAUCGAGCCCCCAAUUACGAUAUUGGAACUACAGGACUGUGCGCCAUCUUUUCCGGCCCACUUCUUGUCCUCUUCCGCCCUCCAAAUGCACCCGCAUGGCCCUCUGAAUGCUUCAAACCGUACUUGUCCUGAGUUGUUCUCUAGAUCUCUGGCCCGCGCGGCACAUCUAAUCCGCCAAACAUGCCUCCAACCAUCUUUCCUGGCACCUUCUUUCUCUGUGGAGCAUUGGCUCACCACCAACCUGGACUGCCUGGCUUACUACUAUUCAGUUCAUGCCAUAUUGCUGACACUAGCCUACAACAACUCCUUCAGACUCCUACUGCUCGUACCAUGUUACGCGAGAAACUUUCCGGCGAAAACAUACCUGGUGGCACUAUCAGUUCUCACCUGCGGGACGCGCUGCUUGUCGUCGCUUCGCAGCAAGUGGGGCAUUUGCAGCCUGCCACAUAUACGAACUCGUCUGUCGAUCACAUUCGUAAAUGAACGCGUUCCCGUCGUUAACAUUCAUGUCCUGUGAACACCCAUAGCCACCUGCAAACAACCAACGAGCAUUUACCGUG
Messenger RNA from Suillus subaureus, 765 nucleotides. RefSeq lists its product as uncharacterized. NCBI's taxonomy places the organism in Eukaryota, Fungi, Basidiomycota, Agaricomycetes, Boletales, Suillaceae. The coding region runs from base 81 to 722 and encodes 213 amino acids. The record is from RefSeq and is a predicted model, not a curated record. The transcript has 3 exons.